Molecule: messenger RNA, 1560 nt
Organism: Cutaneotrichosporon cavernicola
Lineage: Eukaryota; Fungi; Basidiomycota; Tremellomycetes; Trichosporonales; Trichosporonaceae
Gene: MSS51
Exons: 2
Coding region: 1-1560 (519 amino acids)
Source: RefSeq, a predicted model, not a curated record
AUGCGCCCGGCCUCUAGCCGAGUCCUGCUGCGCACCGCGCGCCGACCGCUUUCCGUCCCUCUUCUCCGUGCGCCCGUUGCAGCCCCUCCCUCUCCGGCACCAUUGCUGGCGGCUCUGCAGACGCGUUCUUUCUUCGGUCUGUUCGGCAAGAAGAAGAAGACCUCCGGACAAUUCGAAUUCGUACCCGAGCCGACCGUAAUCUUGGAGCAGGACGACCUGUUCCACCCGCUCUCCAAGUCGCCGUUCAAGGAACUGCGGGAAAAGGGCGAGCGCAUCAGCACCUAUGCCAUCUGUCCCGUGAGCUACGAAAAGCACCACGAGACAAAGGCGGUCAAAUACGAGUGCCCGGACUGCGGAUUCCCGACGCACGCGAGCCGCGAGCGCUGGGAGGAGGGCCACGAGGAGCACGCCGAGUCGUGUCCUCGUCUCCGCGAGGUCAACGAGGACGAGCACGACCUGCGUUCGGGUCGGCGUGUCGUUGAGUACGAGAAUAUGCCUAGCAUCCAGCCUUACGAGCAGGCAGUCAACCUGCAGACGUGGGACACGUUCUUCUUCACGCGCGGCUUCGUGUCGAUCAACUCUCAGCGCGCGAUGCGCCACGUCUCCAAGCUCCUUACAUACCCGAUUACGGUCAUGUCGGUGCUGCACCAGAACGGACCCUUCACUGCUGGCAACGGGCGUAUCACGUCUGAGGGCCGACGGUCCAUGGCUGCCAUCCACUCGAUCCUGCACCCGCCUCCCGGUACGUCGACCGAGGACAUUGACAUCCGACCGAUGGCGCCGUUCCGUGUUUUCCUGCUCGGCGCUCGUGGCGAGUCGACCCUCCCCGCCGAUAUCUGGCUGCAGCUCUCCAACGUGUUCCCCCGCACCCCGUUCAACAUCUACUUUAUUGGUCCGGAGGCUGGCAUCCCGCUCGUCAAGGGCUCGCAGCGCCAGCACCUCAAGAUGUCCGAGGAUGGGUCCAAGUAUGGUGUGCCGAGCUGCACGGUCAACGUGACGCCUCAGCUGCGCCUCAUCUCCCUCAAGGCACCCUACGAGGCCGUGCACAACCAGCUUGGCCCCUUCGAUCCGUACCAGGACGUGUUCUUUGCCUUCUCGCCCGGACUCGGCUUCCCCGACCAGAGCCUGCUCGACCCCAACAACCCGACGCCUGAUGUCAAGGACGGCGAGCAGCCGCUCGUCCAGGCUCAGACGAGCUGGAAGUCGACGCUCCAGAGCAUCCUCGAGACCAAGUGCGGCCUUUUCUUCACGGCCUUCUCGCCGACCGACCUCGCCCGCGACGUCUCGGCCAUCUUUGGUACCCAGCCGCCCACCUCGGCACCGGGCCAGCCGUCAGAGUACCCCUCCAACGUGCAGCUGCCGACCAAGCCGAUCCCGCCUAUCGAGGGCGUGAGCGACGAGUUUGAGCUCAUCCUCACCCCGGGCACUAACCCGUUCGCUUCGCGCAAGUGGGAGAUUGCCGACUGGGACACGCGCGUCGCCGUCAAGACCAACUGGGGCAUCUGGGGCAUCCGCGGCAAGAAGUACGAGGUCGUCGACGCCGAGGACGAGAGGGCGUAG